Medicago truncatula (barrel medic) is the source of this 1064-nucleotide messenger RNA. RefSeq lists its product as uncharacterized. The record is from RefSeq and is a predicted model, not a curated record. NCBI's taxonomy places the organism in Eukaryota, Viridiplantae, Streptophyta, Magnoliopsida, Fabales, Fabaceae. The transcript is spliced from 2 exons. Bases 116 to 859 code for a protein of 247 amino acids.
CUCUCACAGUCACACACACGAAGGACACAGACCUUUCUCAUCUUCUUCCUCUAUCUCUAUUUUCUCUCUCUAGAAUUUUCAUUUUCUUUGAGAAUUUUCUUUGAGAAAUUAAGCAAUGGCUACUGAAGUUAGUUCUCUUGUUAGGGUUCUAGGUGGUGGUGGAUACAAAGAUGAGCAACAUCGAACGGUUGGCAAUGAUUCUCAUGGUGAGAAAUCAACGGCUCUGAUUACAAGAGACUUGCUUGGUGGGUCCUCUUCAAUUGAAUCCCAAGAAUUGGAUCUUGAUUUACAGGUUCCUAAUGGCUGGGAAAAACGUCUUGACCUUCAGUCAGGAAAAGUAUAUAUUCAAAGAUGCAACACAUUAACCCAAUCACCAAUUUCUGAACAAAAAAAUCAAGGGAAAUCAACACCACCAAAACUUCAAGACUUGAAUUUUCCAUCAACACAAUCAAAUGUUCCAUUGAACCUUUUUGAUGAAUCAAAUUUAGACCUAAAACUUGUUUCAUCUGCUUUACCAACAAGCAAUUACCAAAGUGUGUGCACUCUUGACAAAGUGAAAUCAGCACUUGAAAGAGCUGAAAAAGAACCAAUAAGAAAAAGAUCAACAUUCUUGAAAUCGUCGAUUUCAGCAACAUCGCCUUCAUAUUCUUCAUCUUCAUCGUCGAUGAGAGAACCAAAUCAUCAAGACGAAGAAAGUGAUCAAGAGAAAAUGAUUUCAUCACCAAUGGCUGCAGGGUGUCCUGGUUGCUUAUCUUAUGUAUUGAUUAUGAAGAAUAAUCCUAAGUGUCCUAGGUGUAACUCUAUUGUACCCAUUCCAACUAUGAAAAAACCUAGGAUUGAUCUUAAUAUUUCAAUUUAAUAAGUGGUUUAAGGAUAAUUGGUAAUUAUUUAUUUACCUACAUUUUUAAUAUAAUUUUUUUUUCUUUACAAUUUUGUAAAUUGAAUGAUAGAUAAAUUUAGUUGGUUUAAGCAUAGGAUAAUUUUGAAGGGGAUAUUGGCCAUGGUUUUAUGUAUAUUGAAAAGUCACGCCGUUUUACUAGAGAAACUAAUGGAAAUUUAUUCAA